Messenger RNA from Drosophila ananassae, 1171 nucleotides. RefSeq lists its product as uncharacterized. The record is from RefSeq and is a predicted model, not a curated record. Lineage: Eukaryota; Metazoa; Arthropoda; Insecta; Diptera; Drosophilidae. The coding region runs from base 89 to 1087 and encodes 332 amino acids. The transcript has a single exon.
ACACACAAAAUACUCACACGAAACACUUUAAAAUUUUUCUUAAAAAACACACAUUUUAAACACCAGGACUCCGAAAGACAGGAUCAAGAUGCAGCGGCAAUCAAGAGAACCUACUCCUAUUCGGAACACUGACAACGAAUUCGAUUUGGACGAACUUGCCAAUACUCUCGAUGCCUUAGGCAAUUGCCAAAAUGUAGACCUCGCCAAUAUGGACACAAUCAUUCGAGCGAUAAUUACUCCAAAGCCUGAAGUCUUCAAAAAAGUGGAAGAGGACUCUGUGCAGGAUUACGAGACCUUUGGGGAGGAAGGGGACCUGGACCUACCGUGGGAGGAAAUGAUAUGCGAGGAUAGGGACACUGAUGAGGACGAAAGUGUUAAAAAAACGGUCAAGAAUCUGGAUAAAAUUUUGGAACGCAUACAAAUUCUGCAAACUGAAAUAUUAAUUCAGAAAAAAAAGGAAAUUCAAACAGAAUCGGAAACGGAAAUGGAAACGGGGGAGGAAAGGGAACCAGAACCUAAAUUAGAUCCCAUAUCCUGUGAGCUAGGUCUCUCGGCAGAACAAUCCGAAAUUCUUUGUCUGAAACGAGCCCAACAUCGUCUGCAAUGCGAAAUCGAUCAAUUGAUUUGUUGUUAUCGAAAUAUGAGAUCGAUUUUACACGAAAUCGGCAGGAAACUAUCGGGCGUGGAGUGUCAGAUCCUAAAGAUGCGUCAUUUGAACAAAAAACACAAGAAAUGGAUGGCCGAGACGGCCAAUGAUCUGGAAGAUUGCCAAACUCUUCAUCAGUCCUUGGCCACCGCCAAGUUAUCGAAACAAAUGUGCUAUUUGGUUGGUAAAAACAACAUGGCCUGUGGCAUUCGAUACAGUCAUCGAUAUCUCCGAAAGUCCUUGCUGCGCCGCCAUCUUGAUGACUUUAACUUUGAAAUCUCGGAUGCGAAAAUGUUUGCUCUCGAUAUAGUGGCCGAAAUCGAUCGCAGGUUGGCCAAUAUCAGGGAGAAGGCCGAGAUGAGACCCAUUCUUAACGAUUGUAAGUGCGCGUCACAGUGCCCGAAACGGGACCCGAGCUCCAAGGAUGUUAAAGGAUAUUGAUGGUCAAGUCUGGUGUCGCAAGGACGUAUUGCUUAUUAUUUAAAACUCACUUAAAUAAAUGUUACAAAAUAAAAUUAAUUAAAA